This is a messenger RNA of Armigeres subalbatus, 2289 nucleotides long. Its product is annotated as prostatic acid phosphatase-like. The transcript has 4 exons. The coding region runs from base 605 to 1921 and encodes 438 amino acids. The record is from RefSeq and is a predicted model, not a curated record. Gene Ontology annotation, molecular function: phosphatase activity. Gene Ontology annotation, biological process: dephosphorylation. NCBI's taxonomy places the organism in Eukaryota, Metazoa, Arthropoda, Insecta, Diptera, Culicidae.
UUGUUUAUCCUCUAGGUCAAUAUACCUGCUCACAGUCCGAACACGCGAAUACAGAUAAUCAGUAGUAGUGGCUGUUUUAAUCUAUUCUAGCAUCAAUAUUUGCUACGCGUUGAGAAAAGUCUGCUUUAGUUAUUAUUACAGAUUAUCACAUUCUGUUCUGCAACAGAGUGCAAACGCUUCCGAAUAAUAAUCACCCGCUCGUGUAAUCACUGUUGACGCUGUUCCUCAUGCGCUACAUCGCAUCUCAGCAUGAAGCGAGGUAGAAGACAAAGCAUCGAAAUCGCCCCCUAGACGGCUGCUAGCCAUUUUGUAUAGUGAUUGGUUAGUCGAACUGCAGUGCUUUGGACGUCGACAGCUGAUAUACCACCUCGAAGGCAAACCCAAGGGUACAACCGAAGAAGGCAUAAUCAAUUGUGUAUUCAAUCGCCAUGUUCUCCACUGCCAUAUGAUGCAUUAAUAAGAAUAGUGACUCUACUGCUCUGCACCAGUAUUGUACGUGUGGUCCGAAGGAAUAGUAACAAAUCCAUUCAACAGCUGUCUCACUGCCGGGAGCCAGUUAUUGCCGCCGCCUCCAGUCGUGGAACAAAUAAGCAGUGCAGUCAAAAUGCACACAAUUCACAGAAGUAGUAAUGGUCCGCAUCACCUACUUAUGUCGGUGCUAAUUGUAGCAUCGAUGAGUGUGUCCUUCGUUCGAGCUCAGCAAGAGGCCAUCAGCGAAGAUGAAAAGCUUCUUUUUGCACAUGUGAUCUUCCGCCAUGGUGAUCGGACACCAAUCGAUCCGUACCCGAAUGACCCAUGGAAGGAUCCUAGCCACUGGAGCACUGGAUGGGGUCAACUAACUAAUGCAGGAAAAAUGCGUCACCUCAUGCUUGGAAAUUGGCUGCGCCAACGUUACAGCAGUAUCCUCAGCGAGACUUACACCAACAAUGAAAUCUACGUUCGUUCAACCGAUGUAGAUCGCACAUUGAUGAGCGCCGAAUCGAAUCUAGCCGGCCUGUACCCACCUACCGGUAAAGAUCAAUGGGACCCGGCCAUCCAGUGGCAACCGAUUCCGGUGCACACCGUACCGGAAUCCAUGGACGAAGUGUUGGCAGCCAAAAAGUCCUGCCCCGCCUUUGAUUAUGCCCUCAAAAAGUACAAACAAUCGGACGAGUUUGCGCAAUACAACAAAUCACUUCUACCGCUCUACGAGUAUGCAACUGCUCAUUCCGGCCGCAGGAUAGACUCGCUGACAUCGGCGCAGAACCUCUACAGUUGUUUACACAUCGAAGAAUUAAACAAUUUCACACUGCCAGAAUGGACGCAAAAGAUUUAUCCCGAGCCGCUCCGUUCCAUUUCCGCGAGAUCGUUCGCCACCAAAACAAACACACCCCUACUUGCACGUCUUAAAACUGGUCCAUUGGUCAAGGAGAUGCUUCAGCGGUUCCGAAGCAAAGCGGACAACACACUCAAGCCCAACAGGUCAGUUUGGGUGUACAGCGCCCACGAUACAACCGUGGGAAGCGUCCUCAACACGCUUAGGCUGUUCGACGGAUUUCAUAACCCACCGUUCGCGGCUUGCAUCCUGCUAGAACUGUACCAAAACUCUUCCGGGGGAGAACCGUUUGUUUCAGUAUACUACAAAAACACCACCGCCGAGCCGGAGCCUAUGUCGAUUCCAAACUGCGGCAAACGGUGCCCACUGAGCCAGAUGUUCAAGGUGUACAGCGAAGUGUUACCCGACAACUGGAAGCACGAGUGCCAGGUGUCAAUCCUAUCGCUAACCUACGUGGAAGCAGACAUGAGCUCGUCAACCAGCGUCAUCGGUAUCGUGUUCCUAGCGAUGGUCGGGGUGUUGGUGAUCGCGCUGGCCAUGGGCGCCUACAUUCGGCGGCGUCGCAGCUAUCACAAUGACAAAUGGUACCUGCGGAUUGAUGGAUAAUGACACGGGAACCGGGGGGCGGCGGCGGCAGCGGCAGCGACGAUUGUUAUAGAUGAGAUAGAAGACUAUGCGGAAGUGGAUGUUUGACAAGCGGGCAUUUGCAUGCUGUGGUUAUUGGGAGAUGUUGCAUUUAUUCUGUUCUCACAACAUCAUUCGUUACGAGAUAUCCUGUGUCAUGUUUCUAUUUUAAUGAAGAUAAGUAUUUUAAAAUGUAUAAAAUGUAAACUACUAGUGAUGAUUAGAAGACAUUAUUUAAGACGGGAACUCUGCUUGUGGAAAGGCGACAUCGUGCGAAAAAAUAAAUUAUUGCUGUGAGUACUACCUAUAGAUUUUCUGAUAUUAAAUAAAUGAUAAUGUUAUGACUCUAA